Suricata suricatta (meerkat) is the source of this 1602-nucleotide messenger RNA. It is a transcript of the gene SLBP, whose product is annotated as stem-loop binding protein. Gene Ontology annotation, biological process: mRNA 3'-end processing by stem-loop binding and cleavage; mRNA transport. The record is from RefSeq and is a predicted model, not a curated record. The annotation marks the transcript as partial. Gene Ontology annotation, molecular function: mRNA binding; histone pre-mRNA stem-loop binding. The transcript is spliced from 7 exons. Gene Ontology annotation, cellular component: histone pre-mRNA 3'end processing complex; cytoplasm. NCBI's taxonomy places the organism in Eukaryota, Metazoa, Chordata, Mammalia, Carnivora, Herpestidae.
CUCGUCCGCAGCCCCCCGCCCCCCGCGAGGUGGAGCCUCGGACGGAAGCGCAGAGCCGACGGGAGGCGCAGGAAGCCCGAAGACGCCGAGGCCCCCCCGAAGCCGCAGGGCGACGGCAGACCCGACAGUUUUACCACUCCCGAAGGCCGCAAGCCCCAUUCUAGAUGUUCAGACUGGGCAAGUGCAGUCGAAGAGGAUGAGAUGAGAACCAGAGUUAACAAGGAAAUUGCAAGAUAUAAAAGAAAACUUCUCAUAAAUGACUUUGGGAGAGAGAGAAAGUCCUCGUCUGGAAGUUCUGAUUCGAAGGAGUCGGGGUCCACAGUACCGGCUGACUUAGAGACGGAUGAAAGCGUGCUCAUGAGAAGGCAGAAACAGAUCAACUAUGGGAAGAACACCAUCGCCUACGACCGCUAUAUUAAGGAAGUCCCCAGGCACCUUCGACAGCCCGGCAUCCACCCCAAGACCCCCAACAAGUUCAAGAAGUACAGUCGGCGAUCGUGGGACCAGCAGAUCAAACUCUGGAAGGUGGCGCUACAUUUUUGGGAUCCUCCACCUGAAGAAGGAUGUGAUUUGCAAGAAAUACAUCCUGUGGACCUCGGGGAAAUGGAGACCGAAUCUGCAGAAAGCAGCUCUGAAUCCCAGACAAGCUCUCAGGAUAACUUGGACGUGUACUCUGGCACACCCACCAAAGUGAGGCACGUGGACUGCGGAGUGGAGGACGAGUUUGACUUGGAAGCUUGUCUAACGGAGCCCUUGAAAGAGUUCCAGCCAUGAGCUAACAGGUGCCACCUGGAGGCCCCCGAGCGGGGGCGUUGCCUCCCCGGGCAGGCCGGGCCGGCCAAGCAUGGGUCCUGCGUUUGUGACCAGGUGGCUUCUGUUCGCAGUUCAUUAUCGCAUUGUCUCAUGGUGAACUGUUCUUCGUUCUUGCCUUAUUUUCUUAAGCGUUAAUUUUAUGUAUAGUGAGUGUAUUUUGCAUGUUUUAAAUUGUAAAUGGAAAUAAAUCCAAGGAAAAUUGAACUUGAAAACUUAAUUGCUUCAUCAUCCUCCAAGUUAAGCUGACAAACAAACUUCUAACUGGUUCUCCACCAGUAAGUUAGGCGCCCGGCCGCCCCUUGUCAGGUGGGCUGGGGGUGACCGCCGCCCACAGGCCCGCCUCACCUCCGCUUUCUCCACUGGGGGCGGAGUGCUCUCAGAAUCGGGUAACUUUGGUAUCGUUAGAGAAACUUACAUUUUGGGCCUUUUGUCAGGAGGUCCAGGUGUGGUUUUUUGCUCAUACAGAGCACUGAAUAGUCAGAGUUAGUAAAUUGAGCAUUAAGUUAAUGGAUUUUAUGUGGGUUAUACAGUCUUAAUUUGGUACCUGUAAAUAGCGCUAGGCAGGCCUUCCACCUGUGACGCUGCAGGAGCCAGGCUGCCAGCAGAGGGGCUUAGAACGGACUUUUUUUUACAAUCAGUUAAUCUACCAUGUAAAGUUGCUGUAAAUGAUAAUGUGUACAGAUUUUCUGUUCAAAUACUCAAUUGUAAACUUCUUGUUAAGACUGUUACGUUUCUAUUGCUUUUGUAUGGAAUGAUAUUGCGAAAAUAAAAAGAAGAGAACCUUCUUUA